Pseudogymnoascus destructans is the source of this 1098-nucleotide messenger RNA. It is a transcript of the gene HCR1, whose product is annotated as Translation initiation factor 3 subunit J component. The record is from RefSeq and is a predicted model, not a curated record. The transcript is spliced from 4 exons. Bases 167 to 1009 code for a protein of 280 amino acids. Lineage: Eukaryota; Fungi; Ascomycota; Leotiomycetes; Thelebolales; Thelebolaceae. Gene Ontology annotation, cellular component: eukaryotic translation initiation factor 3 complex; cytoplasm. Gene Ontology annotation, molecular function: translation initiation factor activity.
CUUCAAAUAACUAUUUCCAACAAAAGAUUCCCUUUUCCACCCCUAACAAACUUUCAACCACCCUACCUUCCCACCAACCAAAUAUUCAAUAUUCACACUCUCGAAUAGAAUCUCAGAAUCAUCACUCUGCUAUCGAACAAAGCCAGUCAAUAAAAUACCCGCCAUCAUGCCUCAAAAAUGGGAUGACGACGAGGACAACAGCACCCCUCCCUCCUCUCCACCCUCCGGGGCCGUCCAGGCCGUCGGUGUCCCGACCCGCAGGGGCAAAUUCGAUGAUGAAGAGAGCGACAGCGAUGUCCUAGACUCCUGGGAUGCAGCCGAGGACUCCGAGGUGGAGCGCGAGAAGGCCCAAGUCGCAGCCGCGAAGAAGGCCAAGGCUGACGCCGAGGCCGCCGCGAGCAAGAAGUCCAAGUCCCAGCGCGUAGCUGAGCGCAUCGCCGCCAAGAAGCUUCUCCUCGAGGCGGACAGCGACGCCGGGAGUUCCGAUGAGGAUGAGGGUGCCCGCCGCGAGCGCCUGCGUCGCACGGAGCAGGAGGCUGAUCUGGCUCACGCCGAGGACCUCUUCGGCGCUGUAGGCAUAAGCAAUAACCGCUGCCAGAAGACGGCUGCCAACGCUGUGGUCCUUGACGCCCAGGACCCGAGCACGACUGUCGACCUCGCGAAGCUGCCGCUGUUCGACCCGAAGACCAAGCUGCAGUUUGAGCGCAUGCGCGAGACGCUUGUGCCGCUGCUGACGGCCAACGUGUCCAAGGCGCACUAUGUCAUCUUCCUGCAGGAGUUCACCAAGCAGCUUGCCAAGGACCUGCCGUCGGACCAGAUCAAGAAGGUUUCCAGCGGCCUGACGGCGCUGAGCAAUGAGAAGAUGAAGGAGGAGAAGGCGGCGGAGCGCGGGGGCAAGAAGUCAAAGGCGGCGAAGAACAAGGUCGCGCUUACGGCGAGCAGGAAUGUCGCUAGCACGGCUGAUGUGAAUGCCUACGAUGACGACUUUGGAGACGACGACUUCAUGUGAACACCUCUCUACUAGUCCAUUCCUCGCGCACGCGCUCCCCUUGGCUCUCACCCCUCUACCGCCGUCCUUUCGCGCCGCCCGUCGCCGAC